Galendromus occidentalis (western predatory mite) is the source of this 1156-nucleotide messenger RNA. Its product is annotated as store-operated calcium entry-associated regulatory factor-like. Bases 296 to 1156 code for a protein of 286 amino acids. Gene Ontology annotation, biological process: regulation of store-operated calcium entry. The transcript is spliced from 3 exons. Gene Ontology annotation, cellular component: endoplasmic reticulum membrane. Lineage: Eukaryota; Metazoa; Arthropoda; Arachnida; Mesostigmata; Phytoseiidae. The record is from RefSeq and is a predicted model, not a curated record.
AACGUCGCUUCAGACCCAGGUUACAAUUCUGUAUGACUCUACGGGAAACUUGUUGAUUAGUGUAGAGCGAACGCUGCAAACGGGAGCAUCACGUCACGACAACUUGGAUAGGUCCGGAGCGUCAUCUUCGUGUUAUUCCAGUCUCCCGUAUCGGUUACAUUUUCCUGCGCUCUUCCGCGCAGCUUUAUCCGAAGUGCCAUUGCGGAGGCUCCGCUAAAAGGAUUGUUUUCUCGUGUACGAACAUCUUCAGUCGCCCGUCGAUCGAUCUCCGAAAAUUCAGAUCUUUCGUUGAGAGAUGCGACGCACGAUGCAUCAAGUUCUCGGAGCGUUGCUGCUUGUGACUUGUGUGGACGGGCUCGGGAAGAUUAGAGAGAAAGAUUUGACAGUCAUAACUCUGCAUCACGGGAAGUACACGGCAGCCAGGAGGACGAGUCCGGUUCCCCAAUUGAGUUGCCUUUCGAAUUGUAAACACGCUCCUCAAACAGUGCAAUGCAAAGCGACUGGCUGGGACGGAGAGAAAUUGCACUGGAAAUGUGACGCGAUGCUCCCCGAGGGAGUCCAAUUCGGCUCAGCAGACGUCAAUUGUGAAGGUUACGAUUAUCCCGACGACCCUUACGUGACGAUCGGGUCGUGUGGACUCACUUAUACUCUUACUGGACAGAGCUCAGGGAAAGGACAUGCUGGGGAAAGUUCUGAAGGAAAGAUGCCGCUGAUUCUCAUUGGGAUAGUCUUCUGCGUGCUGCUCGUGUUAUGGUGCGGCAGUGAUUCCCGGAACCCUGGCGACAGGCGGCGGCCGUCUAACGACGACGAUAGCAACCAAAGGAGGGGCUUCUAUGGGGGAUCUGGAGGUUUCGGGGACAACACGACGCCUGGUUUCCGACCGGACUACUAUUCCUCCGGCGGAGGCUGCGGGGGAAACCAACAGCCAGCUGGAAACGCGGGCGGAUUCUGGUCUGGACUCGCCACCGGGGGUCUCGCUGGAUACAUGUUCGGUCGCAAUAAUAAUGCUUACGGAUACGGCGGUGGCAACUAUGAUUACGUACGGAAUAGGGGUUAUUCGUCUGGUCUCUUCUCGGACAGCGGCGCAAGCUCGUCGGGAGCAUCCACUUCGCAGACGAGAUCGGCGUCUGCAUUCGCUUCAACUUCGAGACGGUGA